AUGGUGGGAUUACUUUGUUUGAAGCGAGCAUGUUCUUUGGCUUCCUCCAAAGUUACACUCACAGCAAAAGCAACCACCAUUUCUUCAUCUUCUUCUUCUUCUUCACUUGUCCAUUCUCAUCCCUACAAAGCCUUCUCUUCCAUCUCCAAACCAACGCCCCAAAACCAGCUCCCCAACUCUUCUCUCACUCUACACCCUUUUCAUCACCACCUUCUUCCAUGGCGGCCAAAGCCUUCAUCAUCACAGCCUAGACUUAGUCUUGCAGGGAAUUACUUUCAUCAUGGACGGCUUCUCUCAUUCCCACUGCUUGCUAAGCAGAUUUGGUGCUUCACUACACUCAACAACACCCAUUAUUUCAAAGUCUCUGCGAAAACUCUCCUGGAUUAUUGCAGGCUUUGGAUGCUUUUCAGAGCUCAAGUUCCCAAACCAAGAGCAGAGUUUGGCUCUUCAUUUGAUCUUCUAAACCGAUGGAAAUUAUGGUUCAAUCGGUUUAAAGCAGAACACUUGAUUUUGGGCUUGGUUAUAAUUAAUGUUGCUGUUUUUACAAUGUGGCGCAUUGCAGAUCUCAAAUUUAUGACUAAUAACUUUACUAUUUCAGUGGACAAUAUUAGAAAUGGACGUGUGCAUACAAUGAUCACUUCAGCCUUCAGCCAUAUUAGUUUGGAGCACCUUAUCUGUAACGUCAUGGGACUUGCUAUGUUUGGUAUAAAUAUUGGAAGAAUCUUUGGACCUGCAUAUUUGCUGAAGUUAUAUCUUGCUGGAGCUAUAGGUGGUUCAACAUUCUGCUUGGUGCACCACGCCAUUUUGGCUUUAUCAUCAAAGGGAAAAGGAGAGAAGGAUCCAUCAAAGACUCCAGCACUGGGAGCAAGUGCGGCUGUUUAUGCUGUCAUGAUGCUUGAUAUAUUAUUGCAUCCAACAGCUACCAUAUAUAUAGAUUUUGUCAUACCAGUCCCUGCCAUGUUUGUGGGCAUCUUGCUAAUGGGGAAAGAUAUCUUGAGGAUAAUACAGGGAAAUAGUCAUAUUUCAGGAUCAGCUCAUUUGGGGGGUGUAGCAGUUGCAGCCAUAGCGUGGUCUCGAAUUAGAAAGGGACGAUUCCUCUGAUUUCAACAAUGGAUCUGCUUAACUCGUCAUCUUUAAAUUUGUUCACCUUAAUUAAUAGUACUAAUGCCUUUUGCUCAUGGUUAACCAUCUUAAUUUCUAGCUUUUGCCUUAAUUAUGUUUCUACAUUUGUAGCUUAUGUUCAUUGUACCCCGUUAAUGCGCAAUUAUGUUGGCAAAUGCUUUUAAAGAAUCUGCCUCU
Molecule: messenger RNA, 1299 nt
Organism: Durio zibethinus
Lineage: Eukaryota; Viridiplantae; Streptophyta; Magnoliopsida; Malvales; Malvaceae
Source: RefSeq, a predicted model, not a curated record